Diaporthe batatas is the source of this 1602-nucleotide messenger RNA. RefSeq lists its product as uncharacterized. The coding region runs from base 1 to 1602 and encodes 533 amino acids. Gene Ontology annotation, molecular function: CoA-ligase activity. The record is from RefSeq and is a predicted model, not a curated record. Lineage: Eukaryota; Fungi; Ascomycota; Sordariomycetes; Diaporthales; Diaporthaceae. Gene Ontology annotation, biological process: secondary metabolic process. The transcript has 3 exons.
AUGCCGAUCGAAUCGACCUAUCCACCAGUUGCUGUCCCUCCUGUGGAUUUGUGGACCCUGGUGUUUCAACGAACGGAUCGCGAGUUUCCUGAGGAACAUGUCCUCUACGUGGAACUCACGACGCAAAGGAGGCUCACAUUUCGUGCCAUACAACAAGCGGCCGAGGCGUUCGGAAGAGGACUUCUUCAACAGUGGGAUUGGCAGAGGGGGGACAAACUAGCCUUGAUGACACCGAACACCGCCGAUGUCGCCCCGGUCACGUUUGGCGCCUGGUUUGCAGGUGGAGUUGUCUGCCCAGUCAACCAUCAACAUAAGGCUGGAGAACUAGUGUCGCUAUUGAGAACAUCUCAAGCGAAAGCUCUCAUCACCGACUUGUCUUGCCUUAAGGUCGCCUGCAAAGCCGCGUCAGCUGUUGGCUUGCCCCUGGGCAAAAUCCUCCUCGUAGGCGAUCACGAUCCGGAACGCCGAUUCCAGCAUUUCUCGAGUUUUCAAGGCCCUUCAAGUAUCAACAGGGUCCGAAACAAGCCAAGCGACUUAUGUUUCCUGGUCUUCUCUUCUGGGACGACGGGACCCCCAAAAGCGGUCAUGUUGACUCACGAGAACAUCGUUGCGAACAUAAUCCAGUUCAGCACCGUAGACGCUGGCGUUUUCAACUGGAAAACUGAUCGCGUACUUGGAAUCGCUUCUUUGGUUCUUUCCCCACUUUAUCAGGGGAUCACCAUCUAUAUCAUGACAGAGUUUGAUCUCGAAGCCUUCUGUGGCGCUAUACAGAAAGAGAAGAUCACUUAUGCCGCAAUUGUUCCGCCAGUCGCCGUGGCACUAGCCAAGAGCCCUGUGGUUGGCAAAUACGACCUGAGUUCCUUGCGGAUGCUUCUAUCAGCUGCAGCGCCAGCUGGGAACGAUCUCAUUGAAGCAAUCUACGAGCGCCUAAAAGUGCCUCUUAAGCAGAAUUACGGACUCACCGAAGCUUCACCGCUUGUAUCCGCUCAGCGCUGGGAGGAUUGGAACAAGCCCAUUGGCUCCAGUGGCCGUCUCGUCCCAUCCAUUUCAAUGAAGAUAAUGUCAGAUGAGAAGGAAGUCGGUCAAGGUAGAGAAGGCGAGAUCUGGAUCAAGGGGCCAAACGUCACUAAAGGAUACUACAACAAUCCCAAAGCCACAGCCGAAAGCAUCGAUGAUGAAGGCUGGUACCGCACGGGCGACAUUGGCUACGUCGACGAAAAGAACAACAUCUACAUCACCGACCGCCUGAAGGAGUUGAUCAAGUACAAUGGCUUCCAGGUUGCUCCGGCAGAGCUCGAGGGGCUACUGCUUGCGCACCCAGCGGUCAGUGAUGUUGCUGUUAUAGGAGUGUACAGUGAGCAACGGGCGACUGAGCUCCCACGAGCAGUCGUUGUUCUGGCUGAUGGCUAUAAAGGAGAUGAGAAGAUGGAGAAAGGUUUGAAAGAUUGGAUACAUGAGCGAGUUGCACCGUACAAGCGGCUCCGGGGUGGAGUACGAUUUGCACAGACAAUCCCGAAGAGCAAUGCUGGAAAGCUGCUCAGGAGAGUGCUUGUCGAAGAGGCCAGGAGAGACAACGAGAAAGCACCCACAGCACGACUGUGA